UGAAGGUAGGAAGGUGGAUAAACAAUGAUCAACUAUUUUGCAGUUCUAGCUGCUGCUGAUCUCGUCACCUGCAUCAUGCUUUUGUUUUCCGGAUUGGCCAAAGGCGCCUUCUGGUGCGAAACAGGAUGGAUAGAGUUCGACGUGUUCGUUCAUUUGCCCGUCGGUUCAGUUUCAUCGAACGUCACCGUUUGGGCCACCAUACUCGCCACUAUUGACAGACUCGCGAUUGUUCUGAGCUUGCCGAGAUGCAAACCACCAAAGUUCUGUGACUAUCGGCUGGCACGGAAGUUGAUGAUUUUCUCUGGUUGCUUCGCCAUCGUGUUCAACGUCCCCUACUGUCUAAUAUACACGUACAGCGAGGACGGUGCUCUAAUUACUACCAAAUUCUUUCAUUCGCGGUUGUACGAUCUUCAGAAUUGGCUGCAGUUCGCGAUGUUCGGCGUGAUACCGGCCAUUCUGUUGCUGGUGGGUAACCUGAUCAUGUGCCACUCCGUCAAGAAGACUCUGAUGCAGAGGCAGCUGGUGCUUCUUCGUAGAAAUCUGCGGGAAGGGAAUCGUUUGAAGGAUCAAGCGCGGAUGACUGUCAUGCUAGUUGGCAUCGUGCUCGUGUUCUUCGUGGGCGAGCUGCCAACUCAUUUGGUGUCGCGACUCAGCGCCCUGUCUCUUCUUUACGGCGGAGACCCAACGAAGGUUCAGGAGGUCCGCAUGGACAGGCUUCGAAUGUACGCGACCCUCCUCAAUGCGGUAUCGAGUUCGGCCAACUUCGUCCUAUACUGCACGCUGAAUCGACAUUUUCUUUCGCGUCUGAAACAUCUUUUCAUCGCCGAACCCUCUCGGAGGUUGGCUGCCAACGUCAGGGGAAGGGUUCCAUACUCGAUACGACGAAUCGAAUCCAGCAACGUCGCUCCUGGCUCUGUUGAAUGCACGCCAAACGAACAUAUGUGAUUACAGUGCAAGUAUUUCCACCGUUUUUGUGUCCAGCAUUUUUAAACGAUUUCGAUAUCUUCCGAGGAAAAUGUUAUGUUAUGGGAUGUAUAUAGUCGUUGAAUAUAUGUGUAAAUAUUUAUUUAAAAUGUCUGUAUAAUGUUUAUAUAAUAAUAUUGUAAUAUGGUAUGAAUAUUAUUAUUAUUAUUUAGUUCGAAAGUCUGUAUCAAGAGCUUUUAUAUAUCAUGAACUUAUUAAGGUCAUUUUGAUGCAGACUUUUAAAAGAAAUAAUAUAUAUUAGUAGAUAAUUAUUAUACAUGUUUUAUAUAUUAGAAUAUAAUUAAGUUAUUCAUCGAUAGAGACUCCUUGAGUAAAUAAUAUGCGUAUGGUAUCUUACGCAUUCAUUAUUAUAUAAAUAUUAUGUAGAAAAAUGUAAUUAAGCUCUCUAUUGUGGCAGACUUUUUGAAUAAAUAAUAAUAUUACUAUAUGCAUGUAUUCGACGAAUAUCUCACAAAAUUUUAUUCUGAAAAUGUUGAUAUGUUAUACUACUAAUAUAUAAUAUAUAUCGAUCAUUAUUCUAUUAAUAUUACCUAUGGAAAUAUAUUAAGCUCUCUCAUGAUACAGACUUUUUAAAUAACUGAUUCGAUACA
Hylaeus volcanicus is the source of this 1574-nucleotide messenger RNA. RefSeq lists its product as uncharacterized. Gene Ontology annotation, cellular component: membrane. The record is from RefSeq and is a predicted model, not a curated record. Lineage: Eukaryota; Metazoa; Arthropoda; Insecta; Hymenoptera; Colletidae. The transcript has 5 exons. Bases 25 to 945 code for a protein of 306 amino acids.